AGUUGGAUUUCCAGUUUCCGCUUCUAAUAUUGAUGGUCUUGAAAGCGCGCUUGGAUCCAAGACAUUUUCUAUCACUGAACAAGUCAAGAGCCUCCUCUGCUAUCUCAGAGCAAUACAGACAGCUUAAUAUCAUAUGACCUCAUUUCUCCAAAUUAAAUGAAAAAAGAAUUUUCUCUGGCUUUCCAUGAAGCUCAGCUAUUGCCUGUUAUUUUUGACUGUUAGUGCUGAUCUUUCGAUUGGAUUUACACUGGAAAAUGUAGCUUUUAACAGGACGGUUGCUUUUGGGUCUUUCAAUGCAUCACUUCAUACUGUGUCUCAAGCUUUAGUAAGUUCUCCAGCACACCAUGAUAUCAUAGCCAAAGAGGGGACCAGUAUUUUAAUUGAAUGUAAACUGAACAGCAGCCAGUAUGAAUAUAUUUUUUGGUAUAACUCCAGAGGACACCUGCUUGAACAGAAGGGUGAAGGUGGCCGGUGGAGGAUUGCUGAUAAUUCCCUUAACAUCACAAAAGUCACCUUUGCUGACCGGGGGCGAUACACGUGUGCAGCUGUUAAUCGUAAUGACACCUUGUAUUACACAGUCACCCUGAGGGUUAUCUUCACCUCGGGAGACAUGAGUAUCUACUACAUGAUUGUGUGCCUCGUUGCCUUUGCUAUCACCCUGAUUUUAAACAUAACCCGUCUGUGCAUGAUGAGCAGUCACCUCCGCAAGACAGAGAAGGCUAUCAAUGAGUUCUUCAGGACGGAAGGGGCUGAGAAGCUUCAGAAGGCUUUUGAGAUAGCCAAGCGCAUCCCUAUCAUUACAUCUGCUAAAACGCUAGAGUUGGCCAAAGUCACUCAGUUUAAGACCAUGGAGUUUGCUCGGUACAUCGAAGAGCUUGCCAGAAGCAUUCCCCUUCCACCUCUGAUCCUUAACUGCAGGGCGUUCAUGGAGGAGAUCUUUGAGGCUGUGCGAGUCGACGAUCCCGAUGAAGUCGGUGAGGAGGAAAAACAGACCCAAGCCUGCGGUACCCAAGCUGCAAUAUACCCCAUCAACCCAGAGAUCAAGCGCAGCGAUUCGCCAGCCGGGGAUUCAGACGACGGGUCCAUGAAUGAGCAAGGUCAAGAGAUAGCUGUUCAGGUGUCCAUCCACCUGCAGUCCGAAGUGCAGAGCAUUGACACUGUUUCUCACGACAGCUGCCAGUUUGCGCCUUCCGAGGAAGGCACCUGCUGAGUCCAGCGAUACGCUGAUGUGAAAGAAGCACAGGUGACCCUAGGGUACUGCGAGAAGGGUCUGCAAACAAGCUGCCUCAGUCCCAUAUGCACAGGAGUUUUCCAAAUUGCAAGGUGCCAGAACUGCUACGGAAAUCCGUAUUUUCUGUCAGUGUUGAUCUAAAGAUUGCAAGUCUGUUAGAGAAGGCCGUUUGGAAUAUUGUGCAGUGGCUUUUCUUUUUAAAGCAACCUUGCUGUACUUAAAAUAAUUACAAAACAGGAAUUCUUUGUCGUUGGCUCCUUGGUAGCUUCUGACACUACCAAUCUGUAUUAGAAGUGGCCAAACUGAGCAGUACAACUUGCAAUAAGAUCUUUUCCUUUGUGGAUUCUUUCUUCCUUCACUAAGUGGAGCUGGAAUUCCUUUGAGUCAGUGUUGUU
This is a messenger RNA of Opisthocomus hoazin, 1626 nucleotides long. The record is from RefSeq and is a predicted model, not a curated record. Lineage: Eukaryota; Metazoa; Chordata; Aves; Opisthocomiformes; Opisthocomidae.